AUGGAUAAUCUUCUCUCCUCGAUUUAUGACUAUGUCGACCCUUUCGAUGCUGUCGAGGUAGCGCGCGGAACGUUCAAGCCGGUGCGAAUAGCAAUCUUAGAUUCCGGAUUUGACCCUCAACAUCCAUUUCUAAAGACUCUAGACCAACGGCUGGAUCCUCGAAUCAAAGAAGCGCAAAGUUUUGUACAGCAAACAGCCUCACACGACAUUCAAGACGAGAUUGGGCACGGCACUCAUGCUCUUGGGCUACUGCUCAACAUUGCCACAUGCGCUGAAAUCUAUAUUGCCAGAAUUGCGCAUCGAGAAACUCUGGAUCGUAACACUUACGAUGACAUUGCAAAGGCCAUUAAUCACGCGGUAAAUGAGUGGAAAGUGGACAUUAUAUCAAUGUCAUUCGGAAUCCGAGAAUAUAACGAGCCUAUGAAGACUGCUAUAUCUAAUGCACUACACAGUCAGACAUUGUUGUUCGCUGCGGCAUCGAACGAUGGAGCAAAUUUGGGCAGAGCCUUUCCGGCUAAAUAUCCCAGUGUUUUUUGUAUACACUCGACUGAUGGAAAUGGCAAUCCCUCGGCGUUUAACCCGACAGCAGACGACAAAGACGUCAACUUCAGUCUGCUCGGAGAGCAAGUCUCUUCUCACUGGCCGAUUGGCAGAAAUGGCCAUAAUGAACCUGUCAAAGCCAUGUCGGGAACAUCGGUUGCAACACCAAUUGCCGCAGGGCUCGCCGCAGCUAUCCUGUCCUUUGUCCGGCAGCAGGAACAGCACAUGCCUCCAGGAGGCGAGUUGCCGCUAGGGCCGUGGCUGAAGGACGUUCAUUCAAUGGAUGAGGUUUUGAAGAGCAUGGUUAGACAGAGGAGGGGGGCAGGCUAUGACUACAUCACGCCUCAUUCACUCUUUGACAGGAAGUCGACAAGGGAGCAGGUUUAUGACAGGAUCAAGGAUAUCAGAAGACAUUUGUAUGACUAG
Trichoderma atroviride IMI 206040 is the source of this 966-nucleotide messenger RNA. RefSeq lists its product as uncharacterized. NCBI's taxonomy places the organism in Eukaryota, Fungi, Ascomycota, Sordariomycetes, Hypocreales, Hypocreaceae. Gene Ontology annotation, biological process: proteolysis. The record is from RefSeq and is a predicted model, not a curated record. Gene Ontology annotation, molecular function: serine-type endopeptidase activity.